GCUCACUUGUGAUUCAGUGUUGUCCCUGAGCUCUCAGCGGCAAUUCCAGCCAAAGACGUCUGAUGCAAGGGGGGGAGCAAGCUGACUGCGAGUGGGGGAAGCGUGCGUCACUAGAUCAGGAGCUUUGGGCGGUGGAUGAUGCUAUUUUCCAGCAGCGGAGUGGCGCAUUAAAUAGGCGGCGUGUUUUGGUGAAAACACGGAGAUUCUGAAAUAUUUGUGUUUUAAAAAUUAGAAAAGCGAGGCGUCUUUGUUUGGUAUUCAGCUCGACCCUUGUUAAAUGAAUUGGAGGAGGGGAGGGGGGUGCGAUGGGGUGAAUCUUGUGGUGGAGGCAGCGGCUGUUGUGUGUGUCUUGUUGCUUUCACAAACGAUUCCGUUCGUCGAAGGUUUGGAUGGGUGAGGGAUGGAGGCGGUGAACCGAGCCCCGGAGAUUCAGCACCAAGUGGAGAAGAAGCUGCACCGAGCGCCUUCCCCGGCCAGACCCAAAGCGAUCCGGGGCUGGUCGGUGGCUAAAUCCAAAUGUAACCCGGGCUCCAAGCCGGGGCUGGGGAUCUCCCCGUGCCGCCUCUCCCGGCACAGCCCGACUCUCAAGGACAUCAAACUGGGAAAAAUGCCGGCGACUAAAGCUGCGGCCGUGACGGUGAAGAAGCCGGAGAAAGGAGGAGGCGCCGGGACCAAAGGCAGCGUCCCCGGUAAGAGGAAGAAGGGCCAGCGGGCGGCCAGCGGAACCCCUCCGGCCCCGGGCAAACGCUUAGCCCCCGCCACCGACUCCAGCUCCAGCUCCAGCUCCAGCUCCGAGCUCUCCGACUGCCCGUCCGAGCAACUCUCCGGCAUCCUGUCUCCCGGGGCUAACGAGCCCAGGGACGGCUGCCCUACUCCCCCCGACCCGGGGACAUGGGCCGGCCAGGGCCAGCGGGAGGAAGACGGCGGCUCCUCAGCCAGCGGCCAGUCGGACGGAGCGUCCGGAGCCAAAUCGCCGUCAAUGGAGAGCCGGCUUCAUGUCAGCAACUCGCUGGCCUUUUCCGAUUUCAGCGAAGAAUUCGUUGACAGCAUCCAGGAGGAAUUCCUGAAAGAAAUAGAGGAGCUUCGGUCUGAAAACGAUUAUCUGAAGGAUGAAAUUGAGGAGCUUCGAGCUGAAAUGCUAGAAAUGAGGGAUAUCUAUUUAGAAGAAGAUGUUUACCAGCUGCAGGAACUUCGUCAAGAACUAGACAGAGCAAAUAAGACUUGCCGCAUCCUUCAGUAUCGCCUGCGAAAGGCUGAACGACGAAGCCUACGAGUAGCUCAGACUGGCCAAGUUGAUGGAGAACUAAUCCGAAGUUUGGAGCAAGACGUGAAGAGCUCCCUGAAGAAAAGAGGUAGCCGCGUUGCUGCUAAACCAGAAAAGAAGCCCAUGCUGCAGGAGGAUAGCGCUGAUCUGAAAUGCCAGCUCCAUUUUGCCAAAGAAGAAGCUGCUGUGAUGUGCAAAAAGCUGACCAAGUUAGUAAAAGAGAAUGAAAACAUGCGAGAGGAACUGGUGAAAUACAGCUCUCUUUACGGUGAUUUGGACAAUGCGGUGUCUGUUGGUGACAUCGGAGAAUCUCCUCAUGUUAGAGAAGCUGAGCUAAAAUUGCAUCUAAAGCUGGUUGAGGAAGAAGCCAACAUUUUGAGCAGGAGAACAGUUGAGCUGGAGGUUGAAAACCGUGGACUGAAAGCCGAAAUGGAUGACUUAAAAGGUCACAGUGAGAAAGACUCCUCGAACCAGGAUAUCAGACUGGGAAUUACCAGCACGAGCUACGGUGAGUUCGGGGAGAAUGUUGGGGAGCUCAGGCGUCAUCUUCAGUUUGUGGAAGAGGAGGCAGAGCUUCUGAGGCGAUCCUUAAUUGAGAUGGAGGACCAAAAUAAGCAUCUCAUGAAUGAACUGAAUAGGUACAAAUCUGAAUCCAAUCAGGAGUCAUCAUGGUCAGACAGUUGUCCCUCGUUAACCGAACCUUCCCAGGAAGAGCUAAUGACAGCAAGACUCCAAAUCAAUGACCUCAAUGGGAAAGUCAAGAAGCUGGAAUAUGAGAAUCGUGUGCUUGUUUCGAACCUUCAGCGUUAUGACUUGGCAUCCUACCACUGUCAGAAAUGUUCCCGAGAGCUUGAUGCUGACUUUAGUGACUCUGCAGAGAUCUCCUCAUCCCAGCCGAGGAGAGAAGUCCCAGUUGGAGGAGAGAAUGAUUCAAGGGAAACCCAAGAGAGAACCUCUGGCAGUGGGAGCAGCAGGAUUGCUGAUCAUGAUGAUGUCACUGCAAAGUUGUUGGGAAGGAAAGACCUGGAGAUUCUGUUCAGCAUUAAAGACCAAGCCGAACUUGUUCGCGAAGUCAUUGAUCUCUUAAUUUCAGACACAAGUGGCUUAAAUUCUGAUGUCAAGCUUUGUUCAACUAUUGAUUUGCCAAAUCAGUCCAUCAGUGAAAGUAAUGAUGAAGCUGCUAAUGCCAAUGAUCCUAAACUAAUGAGCAGCAUUAAUUCAAGGCUUCUUGGCUUAAAGACCGAGUUGGCAUCUGUUACUGAGAAAAUUGAUUGUCUUGGUGAAACAAUCAGAGAAGAAAGCAGGAGUUUGUCCCCUUUACCCCAUCUAACAGAGUCCGCAAGCUUUCUAUCCACUAUGACAACAAUGUCUCAGGACUUGCCCAUGGAUUCUGUAGGAAAAGAAUUUGCAGCAGAUUUAAAGCAGCCUGACUUUAGGGAUCAAGUGGACUGGGAGCAAGAUGUUAGCCAUACCCCGGAGAUCUGUGUAACCAAUUCUGACACCAAGGAGUACCGAGAAAAUGCCAAGGAUUAUACUGCGAAGGAUUAUAACAUCUUCAGCCGUGAGGAAAGUGACUCCUAUGCUACAGAGGUCAAGGAACUACAACUUGAUUUAUCUGAAGCCAAGGAGACUAUCCGAGGACUGCAAGAACAGCUUGUUCAGGAAAGAGAGCUUCGAAAUGAAGACGCAAUGAGAUUUCAACAGAAAAUGUCACAGCUUAAAGAGGAGCAACAAAAGGCUCUUGUACGAAGAGAUUUUGAGCUGCAAAGCCUGAAUUUGCAAACCAGACUUGAGCAGAAAUUCUGGAGUCAAGAAAAAAAUCUGUUUGUGAAGGAAGCAGAUCAGUUCAAACAAAACCUCUUCCUUCUCUACAUGAAACUGAAAUGGUUCCUGAAGCACUGGAAAUGUGGCAAGAAGAUGGACAAUGAUGGUGAUGAUUUACUAGAGGUGCAGUGUUCAACAUUUUUAAGAGAGCUGAUAAUCUCAUCAACUGUUGUCUAUGUUAACAGUGUGAAAGAUCUAUAUUUGCUGAUUGAAGAAGAGGAGCUGACCCCUUGCCAAUUGGACAAUAAGACUGUGAAAACAGAUGACCAAUCUCAGAAAACCUUUGAGGAGGCUCUGACUGUUCCGAUGGAGAAAUCUCUUCCCACAUCGUGUGUAAAGCAGUCAAAUGAAUAUAGUCGAGUUGUGGGAGAUAUUAAAAUGAUUUUAAAGGACCUUUGCACAGAACUAAAAGAGGAAAGAAGGCGAACAAAUGAUCUUCAACACCAGUUUGCAAACGCCAAGUCAGCCUGGGAGAUAGAAAAAGUGGAGCUCAAAAGUCGUAUUACACAACUGGAAGGUAGGGCUUGCAAAAUGACAUCCGAGAAAACUCCUGGUGAUAUGAAGACUGCUUUGAAAUGGGAGAGAGAAGAACAUCAGCAACUCCUCGCAGAGUCGUACAGUGCAGUUAUGGAUCUAACACAGCAACUUCAAAUCAGUGAAAAGAACUGGAGUCAAGAGAAAUUAGAGUUACUGGACAGAUUUAACAAUGAGCGGAGCCACAGCGAACAGCGUCUGAAGGAAAUGCAGCAGAAGAUCAAUCAGAUGCUACAGCACAGAAACAAUGAAAAGGAAACUUCAGAUGAAUUAGAGGCUAAAGGAACUAAUUUGCAAAGGGCCAAAUCAGUUUCUUCCAUGUCUGAGUUUGAGAGCUUGUUGGACACAUCUCCGUAUUUACCUCCACCCUGUACACCCCUGCCAAAGGGUUUAAACAAUCUUGAGGAGCUGAACAAGAAAAAUUGGAAACACAAGAAUGCUAAUGGUGAAUUAUUACAUGAAAAAUCAGAAAGUGCACUAAUCAACCAGUCAGAUGUGGAGAUGCCUGCAAUUUCAUCUUGGGAUUUCACUAUGACAGGAAAUCUAGUUAACCCACAUCUCAACACAAAACAAAUACAAAGGAGUUACACAGCACCAGAUAGAACUGGCAUUCGCAUUUAUUACAGUCCACCAGUAGUGCGCAGGAUGGAUGGCUCUUUGGUUCAGAACAAUGAGGGAAAAAUUAUGAUUGAACCAGGUUUUCUGUUUACCAUGGCAAAACCCAAACAAACUGGAGGCAUGGAGCUCCAUCCAGAGAAGGUGCGCAAUAAGUGGUUUAAUAACUUUUCCAAGCAUCGGGAUCUGUUGGAAAGUGGCACUGGAGAACAUCCUGUUUCUGCUACUGCUGCUGCUACUGGGUUUCCAUCUGCGCUGCAUGAUCUGCAGAUAUCGGGUAAUAUGAGCGAUGACAUGAAGGAGGCAGCCAACUGUGCCAGAAAUGUUAUUUGUACAAGCUCAAUGGAAAGGAAGGUUAAUGCAGCGAGCCAGACUGUUGGAGUUAUCAGCGUGGGCACUCAGACCACCCGAAGUAUUAGUGUUGGGCUGCAGACUGAGAGUCCAAGAUCAAUCUCUAGUAGCCUACACCGGUCGUGGGCAUCCAGAGGCUCCUUACUGAUGCCAACCCAGAGUUCCCGGAGCAAACAACUCUCUUCAUCAUUGGAAAAGGUGCCGUCUAAGUUUGAACGACCUUGUUGUUCACCCAAGUAUGGCUCACCAAAGUUGCAGAGAAGAAGCUCAUCAAAAAUAGAUCACACAAGAGAACGAAGUCCAUGGGCUAUGUCUCAUAGAGGACAAAAUGAGUCAGCCUGGGCUAGGUCAACUACUACGAGGGAUAGCCCAGUGCUCAGCUCAAUCAAUGAUGGACUGUCCAGUUUGUUCAAUGUUGUUGAGCACACAUCUGGAAGUGUUGACUCCAUCUGGAAAUCAAGCCAACAUGAGACGAAAACAAAAGGUGAUACAUCAAGAUAUGGGAUUGUUCAGGAGUUUUUCAGAAAUGUGUGUGGCAGAUACCAGAGUCCAACAAACGGAGCUGACAAGCCACUAAAAGAUCCAGUCACUGAAGAAAGUGUCCGAAAAAUGGAUGCGACUGCUCCUCCGGGCCAUUCGCAGGUAGACGGUGUUUCCCGAAUUGUAAAUAAAAGACUUCCCAAGCAACCAAACAAGGAGGACCAAAAACCAACAUCCUAUCCAGCACAGGGAGCAAAAGAUUCAGACACACGGGAUACAUGUGGAGCAUCUGGUCUACUUGAGGAAACAUCAUGUGAUUGUGCAUCUCAAUCACUCACCUCCUGCUUUCCAUCCAGAUCGUCGGUUCGCCAUUCGUUAUCACAGUGUAAAUCACGAUCUUUGCCUUCAGAUCCUAGCAUGGCUGAUGAAAAAUCAGGCUGAAUUGUGAACUCUGCCAUGUACCGGGGCAAGAAAACAGCUUUAUGUGGCUAAAAUAAUCUCUGCAACUUUUGCUUUCUCUGAGAGCAUAAGUGAAAUUUUCAGAGACAUUCAAAAAAGAUGUUCAGGUUUUAUUGUCGUGGUCACUGUAGAAAAGUAAAAACUGUAGAGGCAAAGCAGACUGUUGAAUUAUCUUUAUCAAGAAAAUCUGAGGUAUCUAAGUUAUAAUGUGUAGGUGCUGGAUCAUUUCUGUAACAGCUGUACAUAGAUAUUCAUACAGCAGGUGUGUUAGGCUAGAUUAUCAUAGACAACAGUCUCUACUUUAGUUAACAUCCAUCUCUAUGCAGCUCUCUUCCAGCUUUCAUUUGUGAUCUAUGUAUGUGUCUGAGGCAAAUGAGAUGGGUAAGACUUCAUCGCUAUCGUCGCACUCCACAGACAUCUUUAACUAAGCAGGAAUAAAUAUUUGUAGCACAUGUUUCAAAUUGCACAUUAGGAAACUCAAAGAUAUCCCACACACACAUCACUUAAAAUUUAGUUGCGUCUUGCCGUUAAGCUAGAGAUAUCCUGUGGCAUUGCUGUAAAUGUAUCAGUAUGGAGGAUGAAAUUUGACUUGAAUGGAGAAGCUUUGUGGGUGGUAUUACAUCAUUCACCUGCUGCUGUGCUUGAUAUUCCAUCUUAUUGUUUGGUGAUGAAUAUAUCUGGUGGCCAUUUGAUACCAGCCAUUUGUACCACUGCUCAUGGCAGAUUUCUAACUCACGCUGGAAAGAGACUUGUAGGCAAUGGUCCUGUAAAUUUGUUUCCAUUGUAUACAGCCUGUUCAGUGAAUACUUGGCACUAUUCAUUUUCUUUGAGCAGCAAUGCACUCUCAUAUGGUGUCUUUAAGGAAAUACUUAGGAGUGGUCUGUGUGAUGCUUUCUGAGUUGCUCUGCAACUGUGCAUAGCUUAUCUGGAGCACUGCUUACAAACGUUAAUUAAAUAAUGUGAUCAUAGCUCAAUUGGUUGCUUUGCAGAUUGUGAAGUACUUCUGAGUUGCGGGCUGCAGGCCAUAGAUUAGCUUUCUGUCUCAUUUCGGAAUUGUUUUUCAUCUGUAACUAAAGUAUUUUUUUAGAUAAUAAAAUUGAAUGUGGGAGUGAAAUAAAUUCCCACAUUACUUCUGACCUAAGAGCUUGGGACACAAAUAGGACCAAUUGUGCAUUAUUCUGCCUGAUGAUAAACACUCCAGCAAACAAUAUCUUUCAAAGGAGUACCAUUAAACUGGAAAAAGGAAAAAUUAAUGUUCCAGCUAUAAUAAGAAUGAAACAGUCAGCUGUGUUCCACAAAACAGGAACACCUGUUGAAACUAAAUUCAUUUAAGGAAACCAAAUGAACUUCAUUUUUAUCAUUUAGAACAUUUGAACUAUUUCAUGUUAUUGCUUUGUGACAUACUGUACAUUGUGGGUUCCGUGUAUCAAAUGAAACGUUUUGUAGUGCAAUAAUCAGAGAUUGAUGGCACUAAAGUACUUGAAGGGGAAGGAUAACCAGUGAUGACUACAGCCUUGAAAUCUGACAGCACAACAUCACUUCACAGGCGUUUAAAACCCCAGAGUCCACAGUUUAGCAGGCAAGAAGCAAAUAGUCAGAACCAGAACCAGCUGCUGAUAUAUUGGUGAUGGCAAAAAAAAAUGGCAGCAAGGAUCCCUGCCUGAAUCAAGUGUUUCAUAUUUACAUAUUCGUGUAGUAGGUCUAAUACCAGAUUGAGGUCCCCUCUGCAGUGUUACAUAGUACUGGCUGUGUUCAGGAUAGAGCUAGCUACAUUCAGGAAAUCUGGGUCUACAUUCAGCUUGACGGUUGGACCUUACCUGACAGCUGCAAGUCACAACCAAAAAGCUAAUUGCUUCAGACGGAUUUAAUGGAUAUGUGGAGCUGGGAGGAGUAGGAGUACUUCCCCUGUAGCCUACAUUAAAACCAUGCAGGCCACUGCUCUGGAUUCUGUUUGCUGAUGACCUGUCUGAGAACGUCUAUCAGGUUUUCCUAGCUGAUAAUUUUAAUGACUUUGAGGUGUGAAGUUCAUUUCAGGAGCCUCCUCUAAUUGGGAGUGGAGAUUCUUCAGCCGUUUAUCCAGGACUUCCAGGCCACUUAACUACCCUUUUGUUUUUGUUUCUGUCUUGAUUUUUGUAUUACCCUUAAUGUAAUCUUCUUUUAAAAAAAAACUAAUUGAGUGAAAUGGUUGCAUAAUUAGACUGUAUAGGACACCAAAUUUCAGCAUUGUUACAUUAGGAGAAAGAUUGUACCUGCAAAAUGCUGAAAAAGAAAAUGAAAGCAUAAAGACAUUUAGUGUCAGCUGACCUCCCACAAAAUGCAGUGCAAAGAUUUCCUCAGCUUCCCAAAUGGGCUUGGUGUAGGCCUAGUCCCACUACAGUCAUUGAAAUGAGGCAGGAGCAAGGAAAUGUUUCGUUGAUUGUGUUUAUGUUAGGCACCGCAGAUUUUCAAAUGCAACCAAUCCAUUUCUCAUUUGCAAAGCCAGCUUUUGCAUUUGAUUAUCAGUGUGGAGAGUCCCAUUAGACUCCAAGGGCUCAACUGAUGCAGUGGCUGGUUUAACAAAUGAGCCGUAAAGCAUUCACAGACAUUCAUUCUUAAAACUGCCUGAAGUCAUUUUCAUCUUUCAUUUUUGUGAGGCCAAGUUCUCCUUUCAUCAUUAAAAUCCUUCAAAGUGCUGCCAAAUCAGCUGCAACACACCCUGCCCACUGCCUUCCCACCACUUCCACCUCCAUUAUUCCAUUCCCCUUACUCCUGACCACUAGUUUUUCACUAGAUGUUAAUAACACCUCCCUGUCCCACCUCUGACAGCAGCACCAAACUGGAGCCACUGGAUUCACAGCCCAUUCUACAUGACACUCAAUAUUUACUUCCACUAAAUUGAGAAGCACUGAAUACUGUAUUAGGCAUUGUAUAUUUACCAAUCUAAAAUUGCCUGUUAUGCACCGUCACCCAAGAUUAAUUUGUAGUCCUGAAUCUUUAUAGUAGUGAUGGAUUGGGUGUCCGAUUGAUUUUAGCAGCCUGGGGAAGUGAAUUUGUCCAUCUAUUGUGGAAUCUGUACAAUAUUCUGAUCUGUUAAUUUAAGGGAAUUGCAGAUCUGUUCCAUCAGAUUACUGUUCAGUUGAAUGUUAUCCCAUUUUAUUUAUUGGUUAUAUUUGCCCUGUCUCCUCCCUUCCUCAAUAUUCAAAUGACCCACUAUCACCAUCUGUUAGAGAGACCUGAGUCUGUCCGUACUCCACUUCCGAUUUCCUUUCCUAAAUUAUCUACCGGUCUUCCUUUCUGCACUCCUCUCCACCACCAUUUUCACUCGUCUUUUCUGUCCACCAUUUUCCCUCUGUUUACUUUGUCUUUCCUGUCGUGUCACUGUCUGCCUUUUCACCUCACUUCUGACCCUAUUCCUUUCUGUCUUCAGCUAUAUUCUUCAUUUCUGGUUUUUAAAAUCUUUGCCUUUCAUUACCCCCAUCCACUCCAGUUUCUCCUGAUUACUGUCUCCCAACUGUUUCUCUUCCAUAGAUCAUCAACCUCUGUACAACUCUCACUAGUCUUCCUGGUCUGUGACCCUGUUGUUCUCCUUUUCCAUUUUCCUCCCAACCUGUAUCUUCUCCUUUUAUUCUUAUUUGCAGUCUAACAUUCUAUGUUUCAGUCUUGCAAUUAUUCUUCCUGUAUCAGCAUCCUUUAUCUCCUCUUCCCAUCACCUGUUAAAAUCUGGGUCCCUUUGUUAUUGUCUCUUCUAUAAUUUGCUUCACCUCUACUUCAUUUUAAAUUACCUUCUUAUCAUCUUUACUGGCUUGAUUUCCAGAUUUGUCUGUCUUUCCCAUGAUUCUUCCCAGUCUGGCUCCCUUUCUCCCAACUGCCAAUCUAGACGCAUCCGUAUCCAGUUCGCUAUAUCUGACUGCACUGACCUUCCCAAUAUAGCUUGGCUUGUCAUUACUUCCCCCAUUCUCUGUCUGUCUGCCUUCCUUCCCAAAAUGUCUUCCCUUCCUAUCCCAGUUACUAUUUUGUCUUCUACACUCACUUCCAUGCCCACAUUUAUCAAUUUUUUUAUUUGCUUUCUCUCUGUCUAUUUCUUUGCGGUUCCUUUUUCCAAUGCCCCUUUUAAUCUGGCUCCUAUUUCCUGUUUGUCUUUCCCUUUGCUAUUUUUCAUGAUUUUCUUCCUCAUUGCCCCUUCAAAAUAUGCUCUCCACCUGCCCCUAUAUUAUCACUCCCAAACUGGUUUGCAUUGUCCAUUAUAUUAUAAGUCUUUUAGUUUCCCUCUUCUCCCUGUAUGUCACUAUAUUAUUUCAAUUCUCUUCACAGUCUAUUUCUCACUUUCAGUUGACCAUGUCCUCUGGCUGCCUGGCCCAACUUGCAUUCCUUUUGUAUCCAUUCCCACUUAGCCUCCUACUCUUAGUCCUUGUUUGAAUCUGUAUGUCUCUUUCCCCCAUUCCCCUCACUUCCUUAACCAUUGCUAGAAGUCACACAAAACCAGGUUAUAG
Rhincodon typus (whale shark) is the source of this 9996-nucleotide messenger RNA. RefSeq names its product protein SOGA1. Gene Ontology annotation, biological process: regulation of autophagy. NCBI's taxonomy places the organism in Eukaryota, Metazoa, Chordata, Chondrichthyes, Orectolobiformes, Rhincodontidae. Bases 401 to 5509 code for a protein of 1702 amino acids. The record is from RefSeq and is a predicted model, not a curated record. The transcript has 13 exons.